Molecule: messenger RNA, 5762 nt
Organism: Grammomys surdaster
Lineage: Eukaryota; Metazoa; Chordata; Mammalia; Rodentia; Muridae
Gene: Spata13
Product: spermatogenesis associated 13
Exons: 14
Coding region: 533-4273 (1246 amino acids)
Biological process (GO): intracellular signal transduction
Molecular function (GO): protein binding; guanyl-nucleotide exchange factor activity
Source: RefSeq, a predicted model, not a curated record
CCACGGCGCGCAGAGCCUGGCGAGCUCGCGGCUCGAUCCCUGCUGGAGCCGGCUGGGCAGCAGGACCUCUUGGAUACCCUGGCUUUGGUGCUUCGGUGGAGUGGGAACCGCCGAGAAAAUCUGGAAGUGUCACCAGGGCUUCUGCAUUUCCACGUGAGCACACUGCCUGGCUCUCAGGCCUCUCCAUCUGCCACUGUGUCUGUCUGUUGAAGUGGAAUUGGACAUGCAGUCCUAGAAUGAUGACAUUAUCAACAUUAAUGUGAUGAUCACACAGCAUUGCCAAACACUGUGCCAAGCAGUAAUAUUCAUCUGAAAUCUUCCUCCAGUCUCUGUAAAGGAAGAUCCACCACUGGCCCCUUUUGCAGAUGAGGGGAGGGUGUGUUCAGAGAAGGCAGUAGCUGUGACUACAGAUCCAGAUGCACACAGCAGAUGUGAAAGACAGGCUGCUGUCCUUGGAGAUGAAGGUCUGGAGCUGGGACACCCGGUUACCGGCGUGAAUGGAGGUUUGAACCAGGCUGCCCUCCCUACGAACAUGACAACAGCCCAGGAUGGCCAUGGGCAAGGUGCCACAGCCACUUGUUCAGCCUCCAACCCGAAGGCCCCCAAAAUGGUGACAUCCUCAGCAUGUCAGAAUGGAGGCUGCAAAAGCAGUCCCAGCAGUGAUCCCGAUGCCGGGGAAGCCAGGCUCAGCCCUUCCAAGCUGGUACGUCUCUUCUCUGGUAGCCGGAAGAGGAUGAAUUCGAACUCUGAGAGGCCUCACUCGGUAGUCCUUGUGGGGAAUUCCUCCACAUGGAAUGCCCUGGCCUCCUUCCGUAAAAUGGGCUCUUUUAAAAGAUUGAAAUCUUCUGUCCUUCAAGGAAUUCAGAACCGGGAGGGGGCAGAAGUUUCCAAGGAAGAGCCAACAGGAGACCUAGGAAAGGCUGCUCCCAAUGGCACCAUUGCCAUCCUGGGAAAGGGUCUAGGCAGGUGUACAUCCUUGGGACCUGUAGGAGAUGGCACCGGGUCCGACUGCUCAGACCCUGAGGACACGGAGGACGCCUUCCAAAGGAGCACGCACCGUUCACGCAGCAUCCGCAGGGCCUAUGGCCUGGGCCGCAUCAGCCUGCUGGACCUGGGCCGGCAGCCCGUACCAGAGCCCGCUGUGUGUGAGAUCCAAGUGCGUGACCCAGAGCCCAGCAGGGCUGUGCCUCUGACGCGCAGAAGCAAGAGCAUCGACAGCUUGAGCGUCCUGAAGAGCUCCUUCAAGCGCAAGUCUGCGUCCAACCUCACGGAACUGCAGGGUGACAGGCAGGUUCCCCCCAGGACUCUGAGCGGCUUCUUCACAGACUCCGAGAAGCCAGGUGGCUCAGAGAGAAGAACCAGACGCUGGAGGAGCCCCAUCCGGGCCAAGGACUUUGACAGAGUCCUAAGACUGGUGAGCAACGUCAAGGAUGCGGCCUGGAAGAGGGAGGCCCCCAGGAGUGCAGACCCUAGCCCUAGUCCCUGUCUGGGGGAUGCGAACCCACUACUUGGGCCACGAAGCAAGCUACACGAUGACUACUCACGUCGCACCAGCAGCAGCGUGGAGCCAGAUUCCAGGCGUGGUGGCUCUUUGUCCUCAUCCUGUGUCCCUGCACCAUGCACCACUGCGCCCUCCGCAGCCCCAGAACCCCACCUAGAUGUGGAUACUGCAGUAUUCCCCCUGGAAACUAAAAGUGCCCCGCCACUGGGAAAUGAUGGACCUGGUGCCAGCAGUCCCUCGCCAAUCCCCACAGACCCAGAAGGGUUGAGCCAAGCCUCCAGUGAGGCACAUACUGGCAGCCAGCAUCCCUUCGACCCGGUGCAGCUUCCCACGCCUCUGAGGCCCACCACGCCCAAGCCCCAAAGCCCUCAGAGCCCAGGGAGUACUAAGUGUCCCAGUAGUCUAAGUGUGCUGUCCCUCAGUUCAGCGGACAGUGAAGAACGGACUGAGGAUACUGUUCACCGGCAGCCAGGACCUGUGUCCCUCCAGGAUACUGUCCUCACCAACGCUGGUGACGUGAGGGGAGAAAGCGGUGACAGCUAUUUUCCCUCGAAUCUCGAUGGAGCUACCAAUCCAGAAGAGAGGAAGGAAGAGGUGGUGACUGAGAAUGACUGGCGGCAGGGCUCAGGCCUGGAGGAGGAGCAGAAUGAGGUACCUCGAAUCUCCAGGAGGAGGUGGGGCUCGGGGAGGCACACCCGGCCACGACCAUUGUCUGACUACGGCCAGCUGGCCAUCAGAAGCCUGUCCAUUCCUGAAGAUGCCAUUGCUGCAGACCCUCCAGAUGAAGACCACGUGGACAGGAUGCGCCCAGCAAGUGUGACCACCACCAGCCAGGAUCCAUGCGCCCCCUCAGGCUGUUCCAAGGGAGGCCGGAGAAGGCGACCUAUAUCUGUGAUUGGAGGGGUCAGCUUCUAUGGCAGCACCCAGGUAGAGGACGUGGAGAACCUCUUGGUCCAACCAGCAGCCAGGCCUCCUGUGCCUGCACACCAAGUUCCACCCUACAAGGCUGUGUCUGCCCGCCUCCGGCCCUUCACCUUCUCCCAGAGCACUCCCAUCGGGCUGGACCGCGUGGGGCGUCGACGGCAGAUGAAAACAUCCAAUGUCUCUUCAGAUGGAGGUGCGGAGUCUUCGGCCUUAGUGGAUGAUAAUGGUAGUGAGGAAGACUUCAGCUAUGAGGAGCUCUGUCAGGCCAACCCUCGAUACCUGCAGCCAGGCGGAGAACAGCUGGCCAUCAAUGAGCUCAUCAGCGAUGGCAGCGUGGUGUAUGCAGAAGCACUUUGGGACCAUGUGACCAUGGACGACCAGGAACUGGGCUUCAAGGCUGGGGAUGUCAUCCAGGUCCUGGAAGCCUCUAACAAGGACUGGUGGUGGGGCCGGAAUGAAGACAAAGAGGCCUGGUUCCCAGCAAGCUUUGUUAGGCUUCGAGUCAAUCAAGAGGAGCUGCCCGAGAGCAACAGCAGCUCCCGUGGGGAGGAGCAGGACGAGGACACCAGCAAAGCCCGCCACAAGCACCCAGAGAGCCAGCAGCAGAUGCGGACCAACGUCAUCCAGGAGAUCAUGAACACCGAGCGAGUGUAUAUCAAGCACCUCAAGGACAUCUGCGAGGGCUAUAUCCGACAGUGUCGUAAGCACACGGGAAUGUUCACUGUUGCGCAGCUAGCCACUAUUUUCGGAAACAUUGAAGACAUUUACAAAUUCCAAAGAAAGUUUCUGAAAGACCUUGAGAAACAGUACAACAAAGAGGAACCUCACUUGAGUGAAAUAGGAUCCUGCUUUCUUCAGCACCAAGAGGGCUUUGCCAUCUACUCGGAGUACUGCAACAACCACCCAGGUGCCUGUGUGGAACUGUCCAACCUCAUGAAGCACAGCAAGUACCGGCACUUCUUCGAGGCCUGCCGCCUGCUCCAGCAGAUGAUCGACAUCGCCCUGGACGGCUUCCUCCUCACGCCUGUGCAAAAGAUCUGCAAAUAUCCACUGCAGCUGGCUGAGCUGCUCAAGUACACCACACAGGAGCACAGUGAUUACAAUAAUAUAAAGGCAGCCUAUGAAGCCAUGAAGAACGUGGCCUGCUUGAUCAAUGAACGCAAGCGCAAGCUGGAGAGCAUAGACAAGAUCGCCCGCUGGCAGCUGUCCAUUGUCGGCUGGGAGGGCCUGGACAUUCUAGACCGAAGCUCUGAGUUGAUCCAUUCUGGAGAGCUAACCAAAAUCACCAGGCAGGGCAAGAGCCAGCAGCGAAUCUUCUUCCUUUUCGACCACCAGCUGGUGUCCUGCAAGAAGGACCUGCUGCGCAGGGACAUGCUGUACUACAAGGGCCGCAUGGACAUGGAUGAGGUGGAGCUUGUGGAUGUGGAGGAUGGGCGGGACAAAGACUGGAACCUCAGCAUGCGGAAUGCCUUCAAGUUGGUCAGCAAAGCCACGGAUGAGGUUCAUCUGUUCUGUGCUAGAAAGCAAGAAGACAAGGCCAGGUGGCUGCAGGCCUAUGCGGAUGAGAGGCGGCGGGUGCAGGAGGACCAGCAGAUGGGCAUGGAAAUCCCAGAAAAUCAGAAGAAACUCGCCAUGUUGAAUGCUCAGAAGGCAGGACAUGGGAAAUCUAAAGGCUACAACAGCUGCCCCGUGGCCCCGCCCCACCAGAGCCUGCCACCACUUCACCAGCGCCACAUCACUGUGCCCACCAGCAUCCCACAGCAGCAGGUCUUUGCCUUGGCUGAGCCCAAGAGGAAGCCAUCACUAUUCUGGCACACCUUCCACAAACUCACCCCCUUCCGGAAAUGAGCCUUACCCAGGGUGCACAUCUGAGAUACUGUGGGGAAGAAGACCAGUUUUGUCUUUUCUGCAUGAUGUCCAGGGAUGGCUUCUUGCCCAGUGCUGAACACUUCAUUUGGGAAUCCAUGAAGGGGAGAAGAAGUUGGACUCAGCUUUGACCUUGAGAGGCCCCAGCAUCCUUGUGGAAGGAAGGAGACCAUGAAGCACACUGGAAGCCGCACUCUCUGGUGGCCAUGAUAUAAGGGCUGGGGCCUCUCUGCAUGGAGACUGCUGACUCAGCUAACCCUGCGCGUUUCCCACUGAGGCCACACUUCGGCUGCAGUUCCAAACAGUAUCCGGAGCCUUUCAGCUCCUCAGGAGCAACUACAUUAAAGAUGGCUUCUGUGUUUGAUCUUAAGAAACUCAUUGACAGGGGUUGGUAGGAUGUUGGCAGACCUGGGAUGACGUGGGUCAGGUCAGGUCUGGGAGAGACCAUGAAGGAGCUAGAAGCAGCGGGGCCACUGCCCACAGUGCUCCAAGGUGUAGCAGAUGCCAUGCUAGAGUGUAAGUCUCAUCCUGCAAGGUUCCUUAUUCACAGGAGAGUCAGGAGGCCCUGUUACCCCGGCAGCGCUGGUGAUGACAGCAUCCUCAGGGCAGUGCUUCUCUCCAGACUGGAGGGCAGGCUGCCGCCACCUGACUUGUCCCCCUCACUCUUCAAACACAGGUCACACCUCGCUUACCCCUCACAGCCUGAGAACCUGCCAUUCACGGACGUAAGGGUACUGUGAAAUGUUCUUGACAAUAUGACACUGUACAUCCUCAUCAGCCGUUUGCAUCACCAGUGAGAUGAUGAAGACACCGCCACCCACAGAAAAAACAAGGGUCAAAACCGGCCUGCUGCCUGGGGAAAUGGAAAUGCCUCUGACACAUGACCCGAAACAGUACAUGACUGUGGCAGCUGGAGAAUGGUCUUGAUGACUCCUUAGCUCUGAGAGAGCUGUCUCUUAACGAGGGCCACCUGAGCUGAGACCUACAGAGACACCCACAAUGUCUGUUGUCACUGUGUUUGUUACUUGAUGAAAAUGCCUUUUAACUCGAUCUAAGGGACACUGGUUCUGCAUUUUAAUCUACACAGCAGGCUGGCUGGGUGCGUUCCUUUGGACAAGUGAGUUCUUGUGUGCUGUUCUUGCAAGGUUCUCGCCUCUCACCAGCUCUCGCUUGAAAACAAACAAGUCUGCAGUGUCAGAGGUGGAGGUAUUGAUCCCUUAGCACAGUUCACACUGGCUCCAGGUCUCUGCCUGAAACAAGUGACAUCACAGCAAAUAACUUUGAUCCUGGACCUGGGAUUAGCCUCAACCCUGCUGUGCACCCUGGCAUGGUCACUUACAGGUCACUUACUGCUGGGAACUGUAGUCAGUGGCCCCACAGCUGUGUCUGUGUGCUAUGAAGUGGUUCAAGUGCACAGAGCAUGCACUGUGUGUGUGUGUGUGUGUGUGUGUGUGUGUGUGUGUGUGUGUGU